Molecule: messenger RNA, 1113 nt
Organism: Plutella xylostella (diamondback moth)
Lineage: Eukaryota; Metazoa; Arthropoda; Insecta; Lepidoptera; Plutellidae
Gene: Coq9
Product: ubiquinone biosynthesis protein COQ9, mitochondrial
Biological process (GO): ubiquinone biosynthetic process
Cellular component (GO): mitochondrial inner membrane
Molecular function (GO): lipid binding
Source: RefSeq, a predicted model, not a curated record
AAUUUAGGUUAGAAUCGGAAAAUAUUACGAAAAAUCGAUUCAAAUAUUUUUUUCUCUGAAAUUCCUAUCCUAUAUAUUGAUUUUCUAGGUUGAAAAUUUCUACAAUAUUUAUCGAAUAAGAAUAAACAUUACAUAAUAUUUGUCUUAUUUAGCUGAAACAUGAGCAAGAUACAGACCAUUAUUCGAUCCCUGAGAAAUGGACAUAGAUUAGUAAGGCCACUGGCUGCAGCGUCUGUGCCUGAUGUGGUGAGGCCUAUGAGGUUGUAUAGCAGCCAGGGAGGCAAGGCGCCAGAUAGUAUCCCGAGCAUUGAGACUAGAGCUCCGGGGGCGAGCAGUGAGAGCGAGAAAGAGGAUCAGCAAUACGAGGAGGAUGUGAAGGCUCGUAUCCUGGAGAAGGCGCUGGGGUUCGUGGGCGCAAGCGGCUGGUCCGUGGAGGCGCUGGGCGCGGGUGCGGAGGCCGCCGGCUACCCGGGCGUCUCGCACGGACUGUUCCCCAACGGGGGCGCUGACCUCGUACAUUACUUCAAUGUCAAGUGCAAUGAAGACCUCGUAUCUCAAAUGAAAAGCUGGCCUAAGGAGGAUCUAACGGAAUCGAAAGUCCCAACCAAAUUUGUAGAAAAUGCCAUAGUGACCAGACUUCAGAUGUUAGAACCUUACAAAGCCUCAUGGCCAAAAGCGAUGGCUAUUCAAGCUUUACCCAGCAAUGUACCUAAUUGCCUAGCGACCUUACUCUCAUUGGUAGACGACAUUUGCUAUCAUUCUGGAGACAGGAGCGUGGACUUCAACUGGUACAUACGGCGAGUGGGCCUAGCCGGCAUCUACAAGGCGGCCGAGUUGUUCUACCUCACGGACAGCAGUGCGGGCAACUCGGGCACUCGAGCCUUCGUGGCGGCGAGGAUACGCGACGCGCAGCUGAUACAGACCGCCAUGAACAUGAACCCCGUGUCCGUAGCGCCGCAGACUUUGACCGCUGCUUUUGUGACGGCCAAGAACAUUCUCGGGAUCAAUACACUCAAGUAAAAAACGAUUUACGAGAAUUUAGUUAAUCUAUAAAGUGGCUAUUUUUAUGACAAAACAGUAUUUUGUUCCAUUGAUGUUAAAUAAAUAGAUAAU